UGAGUACAUUGCCAAGGAGAGUCCUGAAUCCUUUUGGAGAUAUGUUGGAGAAAUAGCCAAGUUAGACCCUAAAUCCACUGCCUUAGAAACUGACCAUGGAAAAUACCACAUGGUCCUGAAGUUUGCUGGCAAGGUUAUCUCCCCUUCUCAGCUGAAGUUACUGCAGCUUUCUUUAUCCCUCAGGAUUUACUCCCCAGCUGUGGAAACAUUCCAACAGCUGGCCGAGGGAGGGCCGGAUGGCUGCUUUGCAUUUGUGAACAUUCACGGACAAACAACAUGUGACCCAGCCGAGGUGAAGUCACUGGUGGAAAAAGCAGCAGAUUUACCAAAACCAUCAGUUUUCAAGUUCGAUCAUGUCUAUCCGGGGUCUACAGAUAAUAACGUUGUCGUAGUACUUUAUGCAGAAGUCGGAAAUGAAGGCUUCCCAGAAUUCCACGAGACAUUACGAGACAUAGCAGAAAAGAAAGAAAUUACCUACGUACUACGGCACUUUGUCAGGGACCCAGCCGAGGAGAAAACACGGCUGUCUGGUUAUGGUGUGGAGUUAGCUAUAAAAAGCACGGAAUACAAAGCCAAGGACGACACAAAAGUAGAAAGUGGAGGUUCGGCCGAUACUGAGGAUGAUGACGUAGAUGAAGUGCAAGGAUUCAUCUUUUCCAAACUCAGAGAGUUGCACCCAGACAGCAAAGACGAUUUGAAAUCUUUUAAGAAUCACCUCGUCGCUUCCUCUACUGAAUUAGCAGCUCUCAAAGUUUGGCAGUUACAGGACUUGAGUCUACAAGCAGCUCAGAAUUUGAUGACCACCCCUACGUCUGAGGUAUUGUCGGUUCUCACGGACAUCAGCCAGAAUUUCCCACAGAGAGCCAGGACGCUAGUGAAGACCGUCCUAACUGAAGAAUUCAAAAAAGAAUUGAAGAAGAACCAGCAGUAUUUUGAAACAAACCAUGGCCUGGCCGCUGGCGAGUCGGCGAUGUUCCUUAACGGCUUAUCUGUAGAUAUGGAAGUGUAUGAUAUCUACAGCCUUCUGGAACUGAUGAGAUCUGAGACUAAUCUAAUGGAAGGACUCUACUCACUCGGCUUCAAGGGCCCAGAGGUCAACCAGAUUUUAAGACUGGACCUGAGUGGUGACUCGGAGGACUUUGCAUUAGAUAUCAGACACACUGCUGUUUCUUACUUGAAUGACCUUGAGACUGACCGUAAGUACAAGAACUGGCCGAGCAGUGUACAGGAUAUUCUGCGGCCAACAUUCCCGGGCAUGCUCAGACACGUCGCCAAGAACUUCUUCCAUAUGGUUUUUGUCGUGGAUCCUUUAGAAAAGAACAGUAGAGAAUUGCUGAAGAUGGCCGAGGCGUUUCUGGUGCACAGCGCACCAAUACGAAUCGGUAUAGUGCUUGUCGUCGACUCUGAUCGAGAGGUGACAGGGUAUGAUGACGCAGGAGUGGCCAUUUCUCGAGCUUUUGAUUACCUAAUUAGGGAGGAGAGUGCAGAAAGGGCAAUAUCUUUCAUCACUGAUGUGUAUGAGAAAGCUCAGUCCAAGGAUCUGACCGCAGACAUAGUAGUAAAGGAAUUCCAUCGCUCCUAUGCUGACGCCGACGAAGGAUCAGUUUUUGGGGACGACGAAGACUACAAUAUCCUCAGAAAGGCUUCCAACGAUUUUGUGUCCAAAUCGGGGCUGAAGGAUUUCCCCCAGGUCCUUAUGAAUGGUGUGCCGAUGGACAAGAAACACCUGACGGAGGAAGCGUUUGAGGAGGGUGUGGUCUCCUCGAUCAUCGCCCACACCCCGGCCAUACAGAAGGCUGUGUACCAAGGCACUCUCCAUGACUCUGUCAACGUUCAAGAAUGGCUCAUGGAGCGUGACAAUGUCCUGCCUCGACUAAACUCAAGGGUGCUCACGCCAGCCAAGAAAUCUCUUGACUUUACUGUUAGACUGGAAGCCGACGUGUACAAUGACGUACAUAAAUUCAGCGUGCUGAACACCAAAGCUAUGACUUCCAUUAUGACCCAGAAUAUGAAAUAUUUAACAAGGAAAGAUGAGAACAUGCUCCGACCUGUAACCAUGUGGGUCGUCUGUGACCUUGAGACUCCAGAAGGUCGAGAUCUGUUGUAUUCCGCUCUCAAACAACUGAAACACUCACAUGACCUGAGACUAGGCGUGAUAUUUAACAGUCGGCCAUGGAGGGCAGAUGAGGACUACCCCAUAUCCCGCGCUGUGUAUGCUGCCCUUACUAACCUUGAGCCAGGUCUCGCCAAAUCCUUCAUCACCAAACUGGUAAAGGAAGAAAAUGUUAAAGCCCUCCUCGCUGGUGACAAAAAGCUCAGUGAUUUUGAGGUCAACGGUAUGGACACUAUGACUUUCUUACUGGCAGAGGAAGUCCAGACUAUCGACUUCAUCAAGGUCCACCGAGCGUUUGUUGACAAGGUGUUAGGGUGGGAGGAGUCGGCGAGGGGAAUACUGGCUAACGGUCAGGUUCUGGGUCCCCUCGACGAAGGCGAGCGAUUUAUACAGGAUGAUGUCGACCUAUUCCAGAAAUAUGUCUUCCAGAAUUCUGCCAAGAAAAUCAAGGGUCUGCUCCAAACCUUGGGACACAAGGAUGAGAGAGGCAGUGACCUUGUGAUGAAGGUGUCGUCUCUCCUCAGUCAGUCUGGGUCAACGAAAGAGAGGAAGGAGGUCCAGUACUCCGGUGACCAACACAGUGUUAUCAAACUGGCUGCCAUUCCUGGAGGCCCGGCCUACCAGAUAGAGGUUAUCCUUGAUCCAGCCUCGAGGGACGCCCAGAAAAUGUCGGCUAUCCUUAUGAUUUUGAGGGAAGUUGCCAAUGUGGACAUCAAGAUAUACAUGAACUGUAAAGACAAAUUGUCUGAGUUACCUGUGAUUACAUUUUACAGAUAUGUGUUAGAACCAUCCGUAUCAUUUAAAGUAGAUGGGUCCUAUUCAGAUGGUCCCAUGGCCAAAUUUACUGACAUGCCAACCAAGUCCCUGCUCACACUUGGAAUGAGCCCAUCUGAAAGCUGGUUGGUGGAGGCAGUGAAGGCCCCUUACGACCUUGACAAUAUUCUGUUAGAGGAGACAAAGUCGGGAAUAAACGCUGACUUCGACCUGGAGUAUCUUCUGUUGGAAGGACAUUGUUCUGACAGUACGACUGGACAGCCACCAAGAGGACUCCAGUUUACACUUGGCCGUAACCAGACGGAGGCUGCCGUGGACACCAUCGUUAUGGCAAAUCUGGGUUACUUCCAGUUGAAGGCAAAUCCAGGUACCUGGUUCUUAAAACUCAGAGAAGGAAGGUCGCUCGAGCUCUACAAUAUUGCAAGCCACGAGUUUACGGACACACCUGCUGGGUCUGAUGACGUUGUCGUGGUGAUGAACAGCUUCAAAAGUAAAAUCAUCAGAAUAAAAGUUGCAAAGAAACCAGAGAAGAAUGAGGAACAGUUAUUGGUUGACGACCAGGAGCGAGGAAUCUGGGAAUCUAUUUCAAGGUAUCGGACAUGGUCUCGGAUAGGAUACAUUUAAAAGCUCAAAAUUAAAAUGCAGCCAUUGUGAGA
Messenger RNA from Pecten maximus, 3543 nucleotides. Its product is annotated as UDP-glucose:glycoprotein glucosyltransferase 1-like. Gene Ontology annotation, cellular component: endoplasmic reticulum. Gene Ontology annotation, molecular function: UDP-glucose:glycoprotein glucosyltransferase activity. NCBI's taxonomy places the organism in Eukaryota, Metazoa, Mollusca, Bivalvia, Pectinida, Pectinidae. The annotation marks the transcript as partial. The transcript has 29 exons. The record is from RefSeq and is a predicted model, not a curated record.